UUAUAUUUUGAUACCCAAAUUCUGAAACAUUACUAAAUUUAGCAAGCUUAAGAAGUGGACAUGCCAUAGCUUUCAGAAACCAGAGAAUUAUGUGAUGUGAGUGCUAAUAAGCUGCAUAUACCGUAAAAAGUGCAGGUAACACCACUGUUUGCACACAGAAUUUAUGUCAACUUUACUUUGUCUAUCAACGAGCCUUUCAUCAUAGUGGAAAACUGUACGACAUAAAGCCUCUCAUACCCCAAAAGUCCUGCACAUAACUUAACGAAAAGCAUAUAAAAAUCUAGGGCAGUUCUUAAGAUAUCAAAUUUCAAAAACUUGCAUGAGCACAUAGAAAUUGACAUGUUUUUCACAGGUGUAAAUGUUUUUUAUAAUAUAUUAAAGAUAAAAAUAGGACUAUGCAACAUUAAUUCAAGAAUAAUUUCAGAGUGAUACUUUUCAAGCAGGUUUUCGUGUGGUAUGUAUAUAAAAUAUAUGAGUAGGAUGUCACACUCAUUGCUUUUUUGCUGAGACGUUGAAAGACAGAGAUCGAUAGAACGUUUACACAAGCACCAGUGUCUAUUUUAUACGUAACCAUUGUAUUAUUGGUUGAGAGAUCGAUUAUCUCUUUGGUUUAUUAUUACGUUGAGAUAAGUUUGAUUAGAUUUUCGACAUUAUUUAGAAAAGUGUCCUUUACUUUUACAGGUAUUGCAUAUUUUGCCGUUUGCUGGGCACAGAAUUUGCAUUUCUUGAUUUCUUUGCUUUUUUGACGAUGGAUCAUCUGAUUGAUAUCAGAAUUAGCAGUUGAUGACGAUUGAGUUGAGUCAGGGAACCAGUCCCAAAUUGUUCUAUGAUACAAAACAUGUUGCCACGAUUUCAUUGAACUAAUUUUUACCCAACAAUUCACAAUUUCAAGCGUCAUUCAAACGUGAUUUGCAUGUGAAGAUUUGUUGACAGAAGCGGUUAAAAAAAAGAUGGAACAAUGAUGAAACAGAAGAGCUUGCUGAUUUACUCAAUUACCACUUUUUGUUGGAUGCGUUUAAAAUAAGAAUAUAUUUGUUAAAUACAGAUUAUGAAUUGAAAUAAAAAAAUACUUGUAAUAGCCUAAUUUGUAAAGUAUUUUUAUAUAAUUCAGAUUGACUUUCGUGGUAAAAAAUCUCACGAUUAGGGAUUGGUCUUGGCUGAAAUGUCUAAAAUGUUUUUCGUUUAACAUAUAUAUAGCUGUACAAUUUUUUUUCAUUUGCAAUCAGUUGCUAGUCUAAAAUUUUGGCGCAUGCGCACACUUUUUUCCUUAAAAUCGUGGUUUAAAUGACCAUGUUAAAAGCAACAAAAGCAAGCACGAGGAACCUGCGUACCCACUUCUGUAUCUCCAACAGACGGACCUAGGAAAAACGGAAACCUCACAAGAGCUUACGAGUGUGGCGGAAAUUGUUAAAGCCGGCUUCCUAUAUCUUUUGAUAUCCGCCAGCGAAGGCGGAAUCUUUAAAAUCGGCUGAGGAGAUAGAGAGAUAGAUGGAGACAGCGCGGCUAGCCUGGACGUUUUGACAAUUUUUUUCUGAGAGCGAGGCUAAAAUGACUUUUAAGCCAAUAAGAAUCCUAACAGUGCAACAAAUUGUUUUAUUAUCCAAUGAACAAUACUUUAUUUUAAAUUUUAUAUGCUAUCGAAAGAUAAUGCUCGUUCAGUGUAGCAUAAUGAAUAUCGUCUUAUAAUGCGCCAUCUUUGAUGUUAUUAACGUUUCCCUUUAAUAAUUACGUCAUUUCCUUCUGUACAAUUUUGCAAGCACGUAGACUAAAGCUAUAUUCAGCAGAACUAAUUAAUUAUUCACGAUUUUUAAUUUAAAGAGGAAUUGUUGAGACUGAAUAUUUUUGGUGAAAGAUAAUGUAUUAUAGCUAUAAAAUCAUGACAAGUGUGUUGCAAAAGAAAAAAUAAGAAUAUGUAGUCUGAUGAAAAUAACCUUUCGUAACUGAUUAUGUAAAAAAAAAAUUGCUGCUACCUUUAAAGAUAUUUUCCAAGUUGUUUUUCAGAGAAAAAAAGAAAAUAGAUAAAUUUUCAGCCUUGUCGUUAUUCCUAUUUUGUUUUUAUUGUUCAUCAAUUUUCAGGUUUAUUAUUUUUUUUAAAUUGUUUUUAUAAAGAAAUGAAGUUUAUGUAAGUUAAGUUAGCUAUGAUUUACAGUUACAAUAAUAAUCAAAAAUUAAAAUUUAAAAUUUUUAAAGUUCCGUACUUUUUCAGAUUAUUGCUAAUGGCGGAAAUCUUUACGCCACAGGGCUUCUUGUUAUUAUUUAACAUCAUACUCUUCAAACAUGAAGUGAAGAUUAAGGUAUAAGAACACAUUCUUGUUCAACCUCGUUCCCUGUUGUCUCUUCGAUUUCUGACGGCGAUACGAUAUAAAAAGAGACAAAAGACGCUGUGAAGGAGGUUGCGAUGUAUUGUUUGUCAAAAUACGUAUUGUUUUGCUUGAUGUUUAAGCAAGGUAUAUUUUUAACUAUUAUAAAUAUCUGGGCAAACGCUAACGAACCAUCAACGGCAAAAACAAAGGCUUUAAACAUAUUUGUUGUCAUUUCAAAUUUAGCUGUGUCCAUUGUCGGUUAACAGUAAGUAAAGGAUAGGAAUAUAUUUUGAAUCGAUUAAUCAAAAUUAUAGCAUCAAUUAAUUAUAAAUGGAUUUGAAGGUUUAAACAUUAUCGAAGACAGAUUAAGACUAAUGUUUUUGACGAUACAUUGCCGCGUUUUUUCAUCUUCUAAGAUUAAAAAUUAACUGUAAUGAUGAAAACUCCAUAUGGCAGAGUUGAUGUAUCAAUGAAGGACGGAGCUUCUCGACUUGAAGAUUUCAUCAUAUCCAACGUAGAUUACAAUCGCUCCGUAUCUGAACCAAUCUCAUCAAAAAUGCGUAGAACGAGUGUGGUAUCCAUGGGAACAAAAAGUACAAAUCGACAAAGCAUAUCCUAUCCUAGUAGAAGCCGUUCUAAUACUUGGACAGGGGAACAAGCGAAGUAUUUCACUGCAAUAAAUAGAAGAAGUAACGAUUUUACGAGGCCACCAAUAAAUUUUAAAGGAAAUUCCACGAAACGUUGUCAAGAUGUUAUUCUUGAACACGCAACAACAUCAACCAGAACAUCGUCGCCAUUAUUGCUAUCGCCAUUAUUGUUAUCUCCGUCAGCAGCAACGACAACAACAACAACAACAAUAAACAACGAAAACUACGUAAAAUUGAACGAAGACAUUGUCAAGGAGAUAAUAACUGAAAUAUUGCACACAAAUUUAGAGGGCGUAAGUUAUGAUCACAAAAAAUGCAAAAAUAAAAGUUCUGAGCUCAGCUGUGAAAUUCACGAUCGUUUGAAAAAUCUUUCCCAGAAUAAUUACAAAAUUACAGUGUUGAUCUAUCUUGGAGAAAUACGCGAUGAAGGAAUUGAAGUGAGCUCUCAGUGUAUUUGGGAUUCGAAAUGUGAUUGCGUUGUAAUAAGUUGCUUUAAAAACGAGACUUUAUUUGCAAUUGCGUCUGUUUUUGCUUCCCACCUUGAUUAAAACAAAAAAUGAAACAGUUGGAUUCACUUAAAAACCUACUAUACUGCUGCAGAGAGAAAUUAGAAGAGUCAUUUGCGUCUAUCUUGGAGAACUAAACUGGAUUAUACCAAGUUAUUCUUAUUUGGGCGGAGUAAAGAUUAUAUUUUGCAACCUCAUCCCAGUGCUCUUUGUUUCUUUUUGUAUACGGGCACGUAUUAAAUACACAUUUUGUUUUUGUUUUC
This is a messenger RNA of Hydractinia symbiolongicarpus, 3719 nucleotides long. RefSeq lists its product as uncharacterized. The record is from RefSeq and is a predicted model, not a curated record. Gene Ontology annotation, biological process: microtubule-based movement. Gene Ontology annotation, cellular component: cytoplasm; cytoplasmic dynein complex. NCBI's taxonomy places the organism in Eukaryota, Metazoa, Cnidaria, Hydrozoa, Anthoathecata, Hydractiniidae. Bases 2737 to 3498 code for a protein of 253 amino acids. The transcript is spliced from 2 exons. Gene Ontology annotation, molecular function: dynein intermediate chain binding.